GGAGACAGAACGCUGAUACAGUGUGUCUACAACACAGAAGACAGAACCGAAAUGACAUACGCCGGGUUGAGCACGAGAGAAGAGAUGUGCAUAGCGUUUAUCGUGUAUUAUCCCAAGAUAUCUCUGAGCUACUGUACAACUCAGCCCACUGCACAGUUCAAUAUUGCCUUCAGGGGCGCUACAGCUGAUCACCAGGUGAGCCCUAAUAUCCUCACCCCACCCGAGUACAAAGGAAAGAACUGGAAGGAUUUCUUUGAGAACGCCAUUAACUGGUCAGAUCCAAAGGUUAGAAAAGACUUCCAGGAGUAUUCCCUGCUCAAGGAUUAUCCUGUUCACUUCGCUCUGUGUUUUGAUGGCACCAAAUCCUACCCGGCAAAUUUCAAGGUGACGAGCAUACCAAGCAUCAGAUAUCCUCUUGAGGAGAAGUCGAUGUGUGGUAAUGUGAUAGCGGAUGGAGCACAGAUGGCAGUCAGCUCUGUGACUCUCUUUCUGAUCACCACCCUUGUCACGGUGAUCGUUUGAAACUAUAGGACUAUGUGAACUGGCUAUCACACACACGCCAAGAGAGUUCUAUAAACCCAGAGGUGUUUUGUAGAUUACAACAUAGCUGAACUCAAAGUGGGAGACUUUAGAGUUGCAAGAGGCAUGUGUGUGGUCAUAUAGAGCUAUUGUAAAUGUACAAUGAAGCUGAAGUUAAUUACUGACAUUGAAAAUUCAUUUUACUUCUGUUUCUAAUUAUUAUUACAUCUAAUAUGUCUAUUACAAAUGUCUGCUGAUAUAUAUUUUCCACAAGAACGACUCUCCUGCCACUGAACGUGAUACUUUUUACAAUAUAUUUUUUGGAAUAAAAAUUUUCUAUUUU
Messenger RNA from Liolophura sinensis, 862 nucleotides. Its product is annotated as DBH-like monooxygenase protein 1 homolog. The coding region runs from base 52 to 522 and encodes 156 amino acids. The transcript has 4 exons. The record is from RefSeq and is a predicted model, not a curated record. NCBI's taxonomy places the organism in Eukaryota, Metazoa, Mollusca, Polyplacophora, Chitonida, Chitonidae. Gene Ontology annotation, molecular function: oxidoreductase activity, acting on paired donors, with incorporation or reduction of molecular oxygen, reduced ascorbate as one donor, and incorporation of one atom of oxygen.